CUGUUUGACCGGGAGCUGUGCGUCCGUCAGCUGAGGUACUCGGGUAUGAUGGAGACCAUCCGGAUCCGCCGAGCCGGCUACCCCAUCCGCUACACCUUUGUGGAGUUCGUGGACCGGUACCGGGUGCUCAUGCCUGGGGUGAAGCCAGCAUACAAGCAGGGCGACCUGCGUGGGACGUGCCAGCGUAUUGCCGAAGCGGUGCUCGGGAAGGAUGACGACUGGCAGAUUGGAAAGACGAAGAUAUUCCUGAAGGACCACCACGACAUGCUGCUGGAGAUUGAGAGGGAUAAGGCCAUCACGGACAAAGUCAUCCUCAUCCAGAAGGUGGUCCGUGGCUUUAAAGACAGGUCCAAUUUCCUGAAAGUGAGAAAUUCAGCCCUGAUGAUUCAGAGGUACUGGCGUGGACAUAACUGCAGGAAGAACUAUGGUGCUAUGCGGAUCGGCUUCCUGCGACUCCAAGCCCUCUACCGAUCCCGCAAGCUCCACAAGCAAUACCACAUGGCUCGCCGGCGGAUCAUUGAGUUUCAGGCACGAUGCCGGGGCUACCUGGUCCGUCGGGCUUUUCGCCAUCGCCUCUGGGCUGUCCUCACCGUCCAGGCGUACGCCCGGGGCAUGAUCGCCCGAAGGCUGUAUAAACGCCUCCGUGGGGAAUAUCAUCGACGCCUGGAAGCAGAGAAACUUCGACUGGCAGAAGAAGAACGGCUCCGAAAGGAGAUGAGUGCCAAGAAAGCCAAAGAGGAAGCAGAAAAGAAGCACCAAGUACGCCUGGCCCAGCUGGCACGGGAAGACGCGGAGAGAGAAGUGAAGGAGAAGGAGGAAGCGCGUCGGAAGAAAGAGCUCUUAGAAAAAAUGGAGAAAGCUCGCAACGAGCCAGUGAACGACUCGGAAAUGGUGGACAAAAUGUUUGGGUUCCUGGGGACAACAUCCUCGCUGCCUGGCCAGGAAGGACAGGCACCCAAUGGCUUCGAGGAUCUUGAGCGAGCCCAGAAGGAGCUGGAGGAAGAAGACCUGGAUGCAGCGUUGCCUCUCCCUGAGGAAGAGGAGGAAGAUCUUUCAGAGUACAAGUUUGCCAAGUUUGCCGCCACAUAUUUCCAGGGCACGACGACACACACCUACGUCCGCCGGCCUCUCAAGCAGCCUCUUUUGUACCAUGAAGAUGAAGGAGACCAGUUGGCAGCCCUCGCUGUAUGGAUCACUAUCCUCCGUUUCAUGGGAGACCUCCCCGAGCCGAAAUAUCACACAGCCAUGAGCGAUGGUGGCGAGAAGAUACCAGUGAUGACAAAAAUCUAUGAAACUCUUGGGAAAAAGACCUAUAAGAAAGAACUGCAGGCUCUGCAGGGAGAAGGAGAGAGUACUCACAUUGAUGGGCACAAGAAGAACAGUGUGCGGCACAAACUGGUCUCCUUAACACUCAAGAAGAAAUCCAAACUGACUGAGGAGGUGACGAAGAGACUUCACGACGGUGAGUCCACGUUGCAGGGUAACAGCAUGCUCGAAGACCGACCCACCUCCAACUUGGAGAAACUCCAUUUCAUUAUUGGCAACGGCAUCCUCAGGCCAGCCUUAAGGGAUGAAAUUUAUUGUCAAAUCUGCAAGCAGCUGACCCAGAACCCAUCCAAAAGCAGCCACGCCAGGGGCUGGAUCCUGAUGUCCCUCUGCGUGGGAUGUUUUGCUCCUUCUGAGAAGUUUGUGAAGUAUUUAAGGAACUUCAUCAGUGGAGGCCCCCCAGGUUAUGCUCCUUAUUGUGAAGAGAGGCUGAGGCGGACGUUUGCCAACGGGACGAGGACGCAGCCACCCAGCUGGCUGGAGCUGCAGGCAACCAAGUCCAAGAAACCUAUCAUGCUGCCUGUCACUUUCAUGGAUGGGACAACGAAAACGCUGCUGACCGACUCCGCAACAACCGCUAAAGAGCUCUGUAAUUCUUUGGCCGACAAGAUCAGCCUGAAGGACCGAUUUGGCUUUUCGCUUUACAUUGCACUUUUUGAUAAGGUCUCCUCACUGGGGAGCGGCAAUGACCACGUGAUGGACGCCGUGUCUCAGUGCGAGCAGUACGCCAAGGAGCAAGGAGCGCAGGAGCGCAACGCGCCGUGGCGGCUCUUCUUCAGGAAGGAGAUCUUCACUCCUUGGCAUAAUCCGAGUGAGGACAACGUGGCCACCAAUCUCAUUUACCAACAGAUUGUGCGAGGGGUGAAGUUCGGGGAGUACCGGUGUGAUAAGGAAGAAGAUCUGGCAGAACUGUCUUCCCAGCAGUAUUAUGUGGACUAUGGGUCAGAGAUGGUGCUGGAAAGGCUCCUAAACCUGAUUCCAUCCUACAUCCCGGACAGAGAGAUCACAGCUUCGAAAACAGUGGAAAAAUGGGCUCAGCUCAUUAUAGCUGCACAUAAAAAGGGAAUUUAUACUCAGAAGAGGGCAGACCCCAAAAAAGUCAAGGAAGAGGUAGUGGAUUUUGCACGUUUCAAGUGGCCUUUGCUGUUUUCUCGGUUUUAUGAAGCCUUCAAAUUCUCAGGGCCAAGCCUGCCUAAAAAUGAUGUGAUCGUAGCUGUCAACUGGACUGGGGUGUACUUUGUGGAUGAGCAGGAGCAGGUUCUCUUAGAGCUCUCAUUCCCAGAGAUCACGGCUGUGUCAAGCAGCAGAGGGGGAAAACUGCAAGGGCAGAGUUUCACUUUGGCCACCAUUAAAGGUGAUGAAUACACUUUCACCUCCAACAAUGCAGAGGAUAUCCGGGACCUGGUGGUGACCUUUCUUGAAGGAUUAAGGAAAAGGUCCAAAUAUGUGGUGACUCUCCAAGACAACCCAAACCCUGCGGGAGAAGAAUCUGGUUUCCUCAGCUUCCUCAAAGGAGACCUCAUAGUUCUGGACCAGGACACAGGAGAACAUGUGAUGAACUCAGGGUGGGCUAACGGGUUCAAUGAACGGACCAAGCAGAAAGGGGAUUUCCCAACCGAUUCCGUCUACGUCUUGCCUACAGUCACCAUGCCUCCGCUGGAGAUCGUGGCACUGGUCACGAUGACCCCUGACCAACGACAAGAUGUGAUCAGAACCUCUCAGCUGGCAAUUUCAGACACUGAAGAGAGAGUCAAGCCAUACACCUUGGAGGAAUUUUCCUACGAUUAUUUUAGGCCGCCUCCCAAGCACACCCUCAGCCGGGUCAUGAUCACCAAGAGCCGCGGGAAGGACAAGCUGUGGUGUUACACCCGUGAGCCCAUCAAACAGCCCUUGCUGAAGAAGAUCCUGGGUAGUGAGGAGCUGUCCCAAGAAGCUUGCAUGGCCUUCAUUGCAGUGCUCAAGUAUAUGGGUGACUACCCGUCCAAAAGGACACGCUCGGUUAAUGAGCUGACAGACCAAAUAUUUGAAGGUGCCUUGAAAGCGGAACCCCUGAAGGAUGAAAUCUACUGCCAGACCCUCAAGCAACUCACAGACAACCACAUCAAGUACAGUGAGGAGAAAGGCUGGGAGCUGUUGUGGUUGUGUACAGGCCUUUUCCCUCCAAGUAACAUCCUCCUGCCCCAUGUCCAGAGGUUCCUGCAGUCCCGGAAACAUCACCCCUUGGCAGCAGACUGCAUCCAGAGACUCCAGAAAGCCCUGAGGAAUGGAUCCAGGAAGUACCCGCCCCAUCUGGUAGAAGUGGAAGCCAUUCAACACAAAACCACCCAAAUCUUCCACAAGGUUUAUUUCCCUGAUGAUACCGAUGAG
Molecule: messenger RNA, 3693 nt
Organism: Apaloderma vittatum (bar-tailed trogon)
Lineage: Eukaryota; Metazoa; Chordata; Aves; Trogoniformes; Trogonidae
Gene: MYO7A
Product: myosin VIIA
Exons: 25
Cellular component (GO): cytoskeleton; myosin complex
Molecular function (GO): ATP binding; protein binding; cytoskeletal motor activity
Source: RefSeq, a predicted model, not a curated record